AUGGUUUCGAGAUUGGUGGUUAAAAUGACUUUGCUGAUGUUAAUGUUUCAGUUAGCAAAAGCAGCAGCACCCGUUGCGAAGUUUGGCUGUCCAGAUCGAUGCGGAGCCAUUAGCAUUCCUUACCCCUUUGGAACUAGAAAAGAAUGCUACAUGGAUGAACGGUUCGCGAUUGAGUGCAAUGAGACUGCCAACCCUCCUAGAGCUUUUAUAAGUCGAAUUAAAAUGGAGGUGCUGAAUAUUUCAGUUAAGACAGCCACCGCUACUGUCAAAAGUCCAGUAAUAUCCUUCAAUUGUAUUGGCCGGGUAGAUGGUGCGCCUCUGAAUCUCACUGGAACUCCCUUUGUUUUCUCCUCUAAAAGGAACUUGUUCGUUGCAGUGGGUUGUGAUACUCGAGCUUUUAUGACCGGAACUGAGCCGGAUCUCGUCGUUUGGGAGUCUACAUGGGGUAACCUGGAAAGUCAAAAUUGUAGUCUGGCUAGAAUCCCUUCACUGCUUCAGGUUUUUAAUCCGCGCUUAGUUUCUACUAACUCUAAUCAAGUUGGAGAAGGAUGCAAGCUAGCCUUCCUGGUGAAUCCGACAUGGUUUGAAUCGAAUAUAAGUGAUCCCUUCGCAGUGCAGUAUAGAGAUUAUGUUCCAAUGGACUUGGGUUGGAUGAUGAACUUGAAUGAUAAUGAUAUUUCCACGCAUUGCGAAGAAAGUUACAAUCAAUCCUCAAAAUCCGAAUGUGUGUGCGAGGAUGGAUUUGAGGCCAACCCUUACCUUGAACUUGGUUGUACGGAUGUUGAUGAAUGCAAGACCCCAGAGAAAAAUACAUGCCGAGGGAUGCUCAAAUGCGUGAAUACACGUGGAGGGUACAAAUGCAUAAUAAAUAAAAUUUAUAUAAUUAUCAUAGUUAUAGGUCUGGUUGGAGUACUCUUCCUGCUCAUUGGUGCUCGGUGGAUAUACAAUUGCAUUCGGUUGAAGAAUAAGUUUUUCAAACGGAAUGGUGGUCUCUUAUUGCAGCAGCAAUUAUCCUCGAGUGAUGGUAGUGUUCAAAAGACAAAAAUAUUCAGUUCAAAUGAGUUGGAAAAGGCGACCGAUUAUUUUAAUGAGAGCAGAAUACUUGGUCAUGGCGGCCAAGGCACCGUUUACAAGGGAAUGUUAGCUGAUGGGACUAUCGUUGCAGUUAAGAAGUCUAAGAUAGUGGAUGAAGAUAAACUAGAAGAAUUCAUCAACGAGGUUGUCAUUCUUUCACAAAUCAGUCACAGAAAUGUGGUUAGGCUACUUGGAUGUUGCCUGGAGACUGAUGUUCCUCUGCUAGUCUAUGAAUUCAUUCCCAAUGGAACUCUUUUCCAAUAUCUCCAUGAGCAAAACGAGGACUUUACGUUAUCAUGGGAGUUGCGGUUACGAAUUGCCUCGGAAGCUGCAGGUGCGAUAUCCUAUCUUCACUCGACGGCAUCUAUCCCGAUUUAUCACCGAGACAUUAAGUCCACAAACAUACUCUUAGAUGAGAAAUAUAGAGCAAAAGUUUCAGAUUUCGGAACUUCAAGAUCAGUUUCCAUUGAUCAAACUCAUCUGACCACCAAGGUGCAAGGUACUUUUGGUUACUUAGAUCCAGAGUAUUUUCGAACCAGUCAAUUAACAGAAAAGAGUGAUGUUUAUAGUUUUGGAGUAGUUCUCGUCGAGCUCUUAAGUGGGAGAAAACCUAUUUUCUUAACCCAUUCACUGGAAACCAUGAGCUUAGCCGAACAUUUCAUUGAAUUGAUGGAAGAUGGUAGACUCUUUGAUAUCAUUGAUGCUCAAGUUAAGGGGGAUUGCACUGAAGAGGAAGCCGUAGUUAUAGCGAAUCUUGCAAAGAGAUGUUUGAAUUUGAAUGGAAGAAACCGACCAACAAUGAGAGAAGUUGCAAUGGAAUUGGAGGGGAUUCUAUUAUCACGUAACGGUAUCAAUAUUCAACAAAUUGGUGAAGUGGAUAAUUCAUCGAGGUCGAUUUCCUGCAGCAGUUUUGAGAUUGGUAUAGAUCAACCAUUAGAUUGCAAACCUUCGACUUCUUCUGAAACAUGGUGA
Messenger RNA from Populus nigra (black poplar), 2046 nucleotides. Its product is annotated as wall-associated receptor kinase-like 8. Gene Ontology annotation, biological process: protein phosphorylation; cell surface receptor signaling pathway. The transcript has 4 exons. The record is from RefSeq and is a predicted model, not a curated record. Lineage: Eukaryota; Viridiplantae; Streptophyta; Magnoliopsida; Malpighiales; Salicaceae. Gene Ontology annotation, cellular component: plasma membrane. Gene Ontology annotation, molecular function: ATP binding; protein serine/threonine kinase activity; calcium ion binding. Bases 1 to 2046 code for a protein of 681 amino acids.